CCGCUUGUCCCCACACGUGCAAACAUUUUAAAUAGAGGACGCUGAGUCUGCUGUGGACCGAUCAGUCCGCGGCCCCGCAGAAUUCUGGACUUUUCUUCACGCUACUUGUUCACACAGAGAGAAGAGGAGGAAGCGGCUGGAGUGUGGACUCAUGUCUUCCUCUCUCCCCGGUGACACUCUGGUUAAAAUGCUGCCGGACGCUUACGGGUGCGUGGUGACGAACAGGUUCGGGGAACUCCUGGACGACGACGCGGACCCGUUCGACAUGAUCAGCGCAGUGGAGAAGGAGGAGGAGAAGAAGAAGAAGAAGAAGAAGCAGCAGCAGCAGCAGCAGCAGGAGGAUGAGAGGAAAGGGAAGCAGAAGAAACCCGGCCAGCGGGAGUCUCAGAAGGACAGGAGGGUCCCCAGAGCUCCGGAGAGUCAGGAACCAGCUCCAGUCCAAAAGCAGCAGCAGCAGCAGCAGCAGGCUCGUCCUGGACCAGUGACUGAGAGCAGAGAGGACAGAGAGGAGGCUCAGAGGGGCAUGAAGAGAGGUGCUGCUGGGGAGCGCAGGGCCAAUCUGGAGGAGAAGCCACAGGAGUAUUCAAUCUCAAAGCUGCCCUCUUAUGCAGACUCUGACCUCAGGGGCAGAGGAGGGCUCAGAGGCAGGAGAGGAGCACGAGGUGGAGGAUACACGAGGAACCCAGACAACUUCAACCUGAGGGGCAAGAGAGAGUAUGAUCGACACAAUGGAACAGGAAUAUCUCCUGAGGAAAAGAGAGGAGGCAGAGGACCCUGGAACUGGGGCUGUGUUGAAGAGGCUACGAGUGAGCUAAUGGAGGUGACAUCUAAUGUUCCAGUCAAAGCAGAGGAGCCCCAAAUAACUGUGGAUGAAGAGAAUCAGAAUCUAGCAACAGAAGAGGACGAUGGAGAGAUGGUGGUCCACGUUGCCAUGGAGAUGACCCUGGACGAGUGGAAGGCCAUGCAGGAGAUAAGUCGACCCAAGGCGGAGUUUAAUAUCCGCAAAUCGGAGAACAAGAUUCCCUCCAAAGCUAAAGUCAUCCACCAGUCAAAGCACCCGGAGAACCUCAAGGGCACCCCUCUGGAGGAGAUAGAGGACGAAGGCAACUUCCUCCGUCGGUCUGUGAAUGACAUCACCUCUCUUCUGGACAUCAACUUCGGGAGUCUUGGACGGCCCACCCGCGGGGGUCGAGGAAGAGGAGCUCGAGGUGGCAUGACUAACCGCCCAGAGAGACCUAAACCCAUAUUGGAGAAGGAGGGCGAUCCAGCUCCUAACCCCGACGACCCAGAAGACUUCCCUGCACUUCCAACAGGAAAAUAACUCAUCACACUCGUCUUCAUUCAACUCCUGUGAGGAGAAUUUGUUGCACUUCUUGCUUGACAACACUGUUUCCAAGUCCCUGCUUUUCUUAAGGUCUGGGGCUCUAUUGCACUAUUCAGAGUUUGAUUCCUGGAGAAUAAAUACUAUGUCAAGUUUA
Messenger RNA from Paralichthys olivaceus (Japanese flounder), 1478 nucleotides. RefSeq names its product intracellular hyaluronan-binding protein 4-like. Gene Ontology annotation, molecular function: RNA binding. NCBI's taxonomy places the organism in Eukaryota, Metazoa, Chordata, Actinopteri, Pleuronectiformes, Paralichthyidae. Gene Ontology annotation, cellular component: nucleus; cytoplasm. The record is from RefSeq and is a predicted model, not a curated record. Gene Ontology annotation, biological process: positive regulation of translational initiation; positive regulation of RNA splicing.